Hipposideros armiger (great roundleaf bat) is the source of this 1443-nucleotide messenger RNA. RefSeq names its product stabilizer of axonemal microtubules 3 (gene SAXO3). The record is from RefSeq and is a predicted model, not a curated record. The transcript is spliced from 4 exons. Lineage: Eukaryota; Metazoa; Chordata; Mammalia; Chiroptera; Hipposideridae. The coding region runs from base 742 to 1416 and encodes 224 amino acids.
ACUCUAUCCAUCCAAACGCCUGCAGGCCCUCCAUUGGCUGGAUUCAGCGUGGGCGGGGUCUGUUACCUGGGGCAACGGCAACAACAAGCCUGCUUCUGCUGGGCAAACGGGCGGGGGUGGGACCAUGGCUGGUCGGACCCUAGCUCUGUGCUGUGGCCCUCCCUGGCCCCCCAUCUCUGGGACCGAGGUGCCUGGAUCCGGGCCCAACUGGCACCUUACCAGCAGUGGCGUCGCCCACCACAUUAUCCCAUCCGCGCCCUUUUCCCCGCCUACUGUGCAGGUGAGAGGACCCUAGGCUCCUCGCCAAAUGGAACCUAGAAGCCCAGACUCCUGUGUCUGAAGGAGGGGCCUAGGAAACGAGACAUCUGCUGAAAGAAAAGGGGAUUGGGGGCUUGGACUCCUGACUGAAGUAGGAGGGCCCCGGAGUCCUGAGUCUGACAGAGAAGGAGCCAGGGAACCUGGAUGCUUAGAACUGAAAGAGGAAAAGGCUGGGAACAGACUGGGAGAGAGGGAUAGAGAGCCGGACGCCUGAGUUUUUUUAGCUGACAUCCCUCGCCUUCUGCCCAGUCCACGCUCGCGGAGCCCCUGCCCCCGGCCGCAAAACAGGACUUGCACGUCUGGGCUUUCGACGAGGUCAUCAGCAGAUGGGAGACAACCUCCGGUUCGGCUCAGGUGCCCAAAACUCACGGCGGGCCCUACGCUCAGCCCAGGGCCCCAGAGCCUGCGAACCCCACGCGGACUAUGGGAAUCAAGGACUUAGGGGAAAAGCUCAGACACCAAGCCUGGCGCCUCCCUCUGAUCACAAAACACCAGUGCAGUGAGACGAGGGCGCAGUACACCGGCUGGCCCGGCCUGGACCAGAGUGCCACCUAUGUUGGGCCCCAGUCCCUGGAACUUGCGGACCACCACCGCGCGAGCCCUUCACAGGCUCUAAUCCCCUGGAUGAAGAAUCCCCGGCUGGCCGGCCGGCCUUUCACAGUAUAUGACCAGGGGAUCCUGGGCUGCCAUCAGCUCUAUAUGACAACCUCGGCCCGGGAUUUCCGGGCCUACACGAAGAAGGAGUUGUCUGGAUACCCCCGUAAGGACUCGCUGAAAUACUGGAGCUUCGAGGAGACGCCCGAGGCCUGGGGCCACGGCCCCCAGCGGCCACCCUGUCCUCUCUCAUCUCGGCUGCCUCGGAUCCGCAUUCCCCGUGGCCCGGUCACGCCAGCCGUACCGCACCGCGGGGCGCUGUCUCUGGUUCAGGAGUCUUACAGGUCCCCGCUGCAUCCACUCCGCGUGCUUGACCGUUUCUGUCCGAUAGAGCUGCCCUGGGGCGGCCCCCACUGGAAGCCGGUGCCGGGAAUUUACAGCGUGCCGCAAGCCUACCGCACCGAGAACUCCAGCUACUGCAGCUUGAAGCCCGCGCUUGUUUGAGCUGCCUGGCUAGCCCCGCCCCCAGAC